Molecule: messenger RNA, 1482 nt
Organism: Aureobasidium pullulans EXF-150
Lineage: Eukaryota; Fungi; Ascomycota; Dothideomycetes; Dothideales; Saccotheciaceae
Product: mannan endo-1,6-alpha-mannosidase
Exons: 3
Coding region: 1-1398 (465 amino acids)
Biological process (GO): carbohydrate catabolic process; fungal-type cell wall biogenesis
Molecular function (GO): mannan endo-1,6-alpha-mannosidase activity
Source: RefSeq, a predicted model, not a curated record
AUGGCGUUUUUGAAGAAAUAUGUCAGGCUGUGCCUUUGCACCAUCUUACUCUCAGACUUCACCAACGCUGUAACUCUCGACAUCACAGACGCAACUUCGAUACGCAAUGCAUCAAAAACUGUCGCGCAAGGCUUGAUGGCUUGGUACGCCGGAAACGACACUGGAGGCACGCCUGGUAUCUUGCCAGGCCCCUAUUACUGGUGGGAAGCAGGAGGAAUGUUCGGCCACAUGAUCAACUACUGGUACUACACCGGAGACGACUACUACAACUCGAUCGUUUCUACGGCCAUUCAAUUUCAGGUCGGCACAGGCGACGACUUCCUACCAGCAAACCAGACAAAAGAUGAAGGCAAUGAUGAUCAGGUCUUUUGGGCAUUCACAGCCAUGGACGCCGCCGAACUCAACUUCCCAGAAUCUACGGUCGAAAAUGCGCCUUCUUGGCUUUCUCUGGCACAAGCAGUAUUUAACGAAAUGGCUGGACGAUGGGACACUAGCACCUGCGGUGGUGGUCUUCGUUGGCAGAUCUACACCUUCAAUGCAGGAUACGAUUACAAAAACUCGAUUUCGAACCUGGGUCUGUUUCAGUUAGCCGCGCGUCUGGCUCGAUACACGAAUAACGCGACUUAUACCGACUGGGCCGAGAAGUCAUGGCAGUGGUAUGCUGACUCUUCGCUCUGGGAUGUUGAGACAUAUCAAGUCUUUGACGGCACGAGUACGGACGACAACUGUACUUCGGUGGACCACUUUGAAUGGACAUACAACUAUGCAGCUGCGAUCAGCGGUGCAGCAUACAUGUACAAUCAUACCUCGGAUCAAAGCUGGCUAGACAUCGUUGAAGGCCUCCUCAACACCACAUUCACCACAUUCUUCCCCACCACAAUGGGCGACAAGAUCAUGGUAGAGAUCACUUGUCAACCCCUCGGCAACUGCGAUACAGAUCAGUUGUCCUUUCGCUCCUAUCUCGCCCGCACGCUGGCGGUGACCACACAAUUGAUACCUUCUCUGCACGAGACCAUCUACCCCUACCUCCGCGCAUCAGCCCAAGGCGCCGCUGCCCAAUGCGAUGGCGGUAAUACUGGCGCAAUCUGCGGCAUGGAAUGGAACACCACGAUUUGGGAUGGAACGUAUGGCGUCGGACAAGAGAUGUCUGCUCUUGCGGUUAUUCAAUCGUUGAUGCUGGAUACGCAAGAUGCUGCAUUUGUUGCUCCAUUGACAGCAUCUACGGGUGGUAAUAGUACGAGUAAUCCCAGUGCUGGUACAGGAAGUAGUAGUUCUACAUUUGAGCCUUCUAUUGCUACCAGACAGAUCACUACUGGUGAUAGGGCGGGGGCUGCGAUACUGACGAUCUUGAUCUUGGGGUCGAUAAUUGGGGGGUCCAUUUGGUUGAUAUGGGAUUAAGCGUGACUUACCAACAGGAAUGAAGUCAUGUUUGGGGGUAGGGAAUAGGAUGUUAUCGCAAUGAAAUGAAUUACGAAAGCGCAG